AUGGCGCCCCAAUCUUGCUUUCUUCUUUCUCCAGACCACAUCUACGUGGAUUCUCAAGCCUUGCUGGCAAAGGAAACGGCCGUGACGGCGUCAGCGUUGCCUCUUGUGCAAAAGGGCACUGCGGGGGAUCUGCGCGCAUGCGUCAAUUGGGAAAACAGAGUUGAGGCUAACCAGCGAUAG
Molecule: messenger RNA, 180 nt
Organism: Colletotrichum orchidophilum
Lineage: Eukaryota; Fungi; Ascomycota; Sordariomycetes; Glomerellales; Glomerellaceae
Exons: 1
Coding region: 1-180 (59 amino acids)
Source: RefSeq, a predicted model, not a curated record